CUCCACCACAGAAGAAGGAGGAGGACAGGAAGUGGAAAGGUGAUCGGCAGCGUGUGAUCAGAUGGAAGGUCAGUCAGGUGACAUCACGGUGACCCCAGCAAACAGGAAGUGCUCCGCUGUCACAGGAAGUGCCCGAAAGGUCAAAGACAACGCCGCCGACUGGCACAACCUGAUGAUGAGGUGGGAGAAACUCAACGAGGACGGAUUCAGCGUGGCGGGAAACAUCGCCAACCUGAGGCGGACACGGUCUCAGAGCGAUCGGCUUCUGCUGGACGACGAGUCUUCAUCAUCCUCCUCCUCCUCGUCUUCAUCAGCUCCGUGGCAGCAGGCGGGCGAAGCUGCGGCGCUGCAAGACGAAUGCCGCAAACUGCAAGACGUCAUCGACAAAAUGGUUGUCGUGGUGACGAAGAUGGAGCGCUUGAUGACAUCACAGCGUGGCGUUCAGGAUCUGGAGGAGUUUCAGUUCGGACCUGAAGGAAGAAAGUUUCCUCUGUUUCACAGCUGGAGCAGCAAACACUUCGAGGACUCGUCUCGUUUCCUGCUGCGGUGCUUCAGUCGGGAGCUGAAGCUGAAGCAGUUGAUCCUGCAGGAACUCGCCCACGCCGCGACCUCCGACCUCUGCAUGGUCUACCUGUCCUGCUGGCUGCACCAGCCCUUCGUCCCCCCCCAGGCCAGACUGACCCUGGAGGCCCUGCUGCUGGAGACCGGCCACCGCACGCUGUGAUGUCAUACGGACAGGAGUUAGCUUAGCUUAGCUCGGACCGCAGGGGAGCUGGUGAGCAGCUGCGGAAACGGCAGCAGGCGGAUCCACUUCCUGAGGCUGCGGGCGAACUGCGACUCUUUGAUACGAGGGGAUCGCCCGUUUCCUGUCACCUGUGGUCCUCAGGUGUGUUUCUGUCGGAGCAGCGCCAGUCUCCAGAUUCACUCUGAAUGUUUUUGUUAACUGACAUUUGUUGCUGUAACAGUAAAGAUAGUUUCUGAAGAACAAAGUGUCACCGUGUCCAUCAAACUGCUCGCCGCUCUGCCGUAGCUGCACGCCGUGCCGGAAGGUUACUUUGGAAAUGUAAUGGAUGAUUACAAGUGAUUUAAAAUGCAGAGUGAUGUAACUUAUUACAUUUAAUUACUUUUUACAGGAGUGACACGCCUGAUGACAUCAUCACACAGAGGUCAGAGCUGAUCAGUUUAUUGGAGGAACAUGAAAUGUGUGUAAUCAACAUGACAAACCAGUAAAGGUGGAUCUCCUCCCAGCGCUCCGCAGUCCGUCCUCACAUCGUUACAAACUUUACGUCUGGAAAAUGUUUCGCCGUGAAGUUUUAUAAAAAGUAAUAAAAUAGUGCAACUUUUUUUAAA
Micropterus dolomieu (smallmouth bass) is the source of this 1350-nucleotide messenger RNA. RefSeq names its product cyclin-dependent kinase 2 interacting protein. The coding region runs from base 62 to 724 and encodes 220 amino acids. The record is from RefSeq and is a predicted model, not a curated record. The transcript is spliced from 5 exons. Lineage: Eukaryota; Metazoa; Chordata; Actinopteri; Centrarchiformes; Centrarchidae.